Messenger RNA from Aspergillus saccharolyticus JOP 1030-1, 1167 nucleotides. RefSeq names its product NAD(P)-binding protein. The record is from RefSeq and is a predicted model, not a curated record. Lineage: Eukaryota; Fungi; Ascomycota; Eurotiomycetes; Eurotiales; Aspergillaceae. The coding region runs from base 100 to 1047 and encodes 315 amino acids. The transcript has 4 exons.
UUAUAAACAAACCUGCACACUCCGGACGACCAAGAAGCUCCCCAUUCUGCAUCUCUCUCGAACAAUCACUAUUCUUAAUCAAGAGUGAAACAACCAGCCAUGGCCCCCCAAGUCGUCGUCCUCGCAGGUGGAACCGGCGGUUUCGGACGCUACAUCACCGAAGAAAUCACCAAAACCCCCGACUACUCCGUUGUAAUCUUAACCCGAUCGCAACCCCCACCCUGGGCCACUCACUCCAGAGUCAUAACCCACCAAACUGACUACACCGUCGACUCGCUCGUCGCCAUCCUCAACACUUACCGCGCCACAGCCCUCCUCUCGCUCGUGCGCUGCCCCAACAACGACUACAUCCCGCUGCACACCAACCUCCUCAACGCCUGUCUCACCUCCGACACCUGCAAGCGCUUCAUCCCCUCGGAAUGGGCCGGCAACAUCGACGAGUUCCCCAACCUGCCGCGCUCCUACGGCCUCACCCGCGCCCCGUUCCGGGAGACGCUGCGCGAGGCUAGCAGUAAGAACAACCUACAAUGGACGAUCUUCAAUUUCGGCUGGUUCGCGGACUACUUCCUUCCCAUGGACAAGACGUACCUAGCGUACAUCCCCGGAGAGUUUCCGAUUGAUCAGCCCACGUGGACGUAUUCCGUCAAGGGGUCGGGGGAUGAGCUGCAGUCGUGGACGUGGUCGAGGGAUGUGGCGAGGGCGGUGGUGUUGUUGCUGGGGAAGGAGAUCUGGGAACCGGUCACAUACGCAUCCAGUGAGUGGGGCACAUUCAACGAGGGCGCGAAAAUGGUGGAAAAGCAUUUCGACCGCCCCCUCAAGCGAGAGCACCGUUCCCGCGAGCAGAUCCUAGCCGACGUGGAGCAUCAGCUUACUGUUCCCGACGAGGAGAACGUCUCGCUCGCCGAGCUGGAGGAGAGCACCAUUCUCGGGGCGAUUUGUUGCCCCAGGGAGAAGACCCUGCGGCAGAGGGAGGAAUACUUUGCAGGGAUGAAGUUUGUAGAGCUCAAAGAGUUGUUGGCGAUGGCUGAGGAGGAGGGAUUUCAUUAAUGUCCGUGAGGCAGUGCUUGUGCUGAGAGGGUGUUCAUGGUAUAUUGACACUUGAGAGGAGUUAUUUGUAGCUCGUAAUUAAUGCUAACGGUGUCCGUGGAUUCUUGGACUGGCUUUGGG